AUGACAAGUCUGCUGCGCCGUCCAGUUGCACACGCAGGCGUGUAUGCGACACGCUUCCGGCUUGCGCCCCGUCGUUCUAUGCUGAAUCUUUCUAGGCGCAUGUAUAGUACAGAGGAGCAGAAAACGGGGAUUGCCGCAAUGUAUGUCGGCUCGAUGCGUGUGCUGUACUAUCGCCUAAAGCUCUUCUCCUUAUCGACACUCAGUGUGGCCAGUGUGUUUGCACCUCUGUUUGUGCUAUGGCCCAGUAGUAUUGAGACGGUAGGUCGUAUUGGGAUCGCUGCAACGACACUCGCUGCUAGUGGUACCAGUACAGCGCUGAUUUCAUGGAUCGGCGCGCCAUACGUCGGCCACAUGACCCUGCGCAGAUCCAGCCCGAAUGCAACGCCGAUGCACUACUUGUCGGACGGGACCAAUAUGCUCUUGCUUGAUGACAGCCCCAGCGAUCCCAAAGUCCACGCAAGCGAGCCGUAUAUUCUGGAGCUGGCGACGCUUGAUUGGCGGAUGCGCUCGCUGAAAACCACCGUGUAUUCUCCUUCGCUCUUGCGCAAGACGGAGCGUGCAUUUGCUAGCUGGGAACUUCCCCCGUCGCCGCCACCAUUACUGCUUGAUCAGGGAGUUGAUCAAAGAGAUUCGUACACAGUCUCCAAGCUUGUUGCUGAGACGGUAGAUGUCUCGGGUGGAAAGGUUCGUGGUCGUUGGUGGGCACGUUGGCGUGUAGAUCCGAACGACGAUCAAGCAACGGAGUGCGCGGGCACUUGCGAGGCGGAAGGCACGCCUGUGCGCUACUUUUUCGUCGACGAGUCGAGACUGGGGGAUGAUUGGCGUGUGAUCCAAUAG
Molecule: messenger RNA, 837 nt
Organism: Malassezia vespertilionis
Lineage: Eukaryota; Fungi; Basidiomycota; Malasseziomycetes; Malasseziales; Malasseziaceae
Exons: 1
Coding region: 1-837 (278 amino acids)
Source: RefSeq, a predicted model, not a curated record